GGCUUUAUGUUUGGCAUCGGACACACGUUCGGCCCAUUCAUUGAGAAACCCUACCUCACGGGUGACCAGUUUGCAGGGCUCACCCAAGACAACCGGAACGCGCUGUUGGCCAAAAACAUAUCGGUCCGUAAGGCCGACAUCGCCGGUAUUGAUGACACCGAUGUCCGCCGACAUAAGCUUAUGAUACCGUACUUGAUAUGCGGCUCAAUACAUAUACUGGGUAAAUACAAUAAUUAA
Messenger RNA from Medioppia subpectinata, 237 nucleotides. Lineage: Eukaryota; Metazoa; Arthropoda; Arachnida; Sarcoptiformes; Oppiidae. The record is from the annotation of a GenBank genome assembly.